Messenger RNA from Podarcis lilfordi (Lilford's wall lizard), 35023 nucleotides. Lineage: Eukaryota; Metazoa; Chordata; Lepidosauria; Squamata; Lacertidae. The record is from the annotation of a GenBank genome assembly.
CUCUGGUUGGUUGGAACAACAUGUCACUCAUUAGAGCUGCUCCCGCUUUGCCCCUCCUACCUUAGCUGCUCAUUUGUCUGCAAACACUUGAACAGCCUUCCAGUGAACUUCCUCUUGAUUUGUGCUCUGAUUUUGUAUCCUUUGACAUUCAGUGUGCAUAUUCAUUUUAGCCGUAAUACGAAAGGCUGCAAGGUAAGGAUUGAUUUUAUGGAAAUAAGAACCUUGUCAAAUUUCAUUUCAUUUUUAUUUGUGUGUGUGUGUGUGUGUGUGUGUGUGUGUGUGUGUGGAGGCUGCAGGUCUGGAUGAUAAAUAUAACUGUGUUGACAUAUCAGAUUAGAAACCUAUCUAUCCACAUGCACAUUAAUUUUGAAGGAAGUUCCAGCGGAGUCAAUGGGACUUGCUUCUAAUUAAGCAUGCUUAGAGCUGAGUCAUAAAUUAUUUGAGUUUAGCACACUGUGAAAUUCUCAUGAAGAAUUAGUACUGUUGGUGGCAGAUAAUGCAACCUGUACAGAUCAAGAACUAUAAAGCUGGUUGUUGGAACCCGUAUUUUUGAAGUGGGACCUGUAAUAAAAUGUUGCAGUGUGGAGACCUGCAGUUCAGGAUUCCGCCAACCAGCCAUGCCUUUUUCCAGGAUACUCCAUUCCACAUGGACCGUAUCCUGGUUUGCUGUCUGCCUGCCCCCUCUCCCUACAGACAAUCAGCGUCAUGUGCCCAUUGAGCAUAUUUAGGACCCUUAAUUGUUUAUACUUCUGCAAAAGUUGGCGUUUCCCUGAGCCUGGUGAUACCUUUCUCUUGUGCAUGGAUGACUGCGGAAGGAUGUACACUGGGCAAAAGAAUUUGCAACUAGUCUAUACAUUAGUGUGCGUAUAUUGUGUACCUAAUCCCCACUAGAAGAAAGCUGCAGCCUGUCUAAUCAACUGUUUAGAGAUGGGAAAGUUUGGAUUUAAUCACCGCUCAGCCCUCUUCACUUGCACGUUUUUGGAUUGGAUUUUUGUAUAUUAAUAGGGAUACAAGAAACAGGACCAAAGAUGAGAUAUUUGAGCGUGGGCACUGAUAAAAUUGUUACAGGGCUGGGUCCUAUAGAAGAAUGCUAAAAAGAAGAAAAAAAACCCAAAUAAAGGAAACAUUUUAUUUGAUACUUUAAAAGAAAAUUUGAAUUGCUAUCCCAAAUUUGUAAGCCUACAUCCUAUAGGCUUGGAGGAGAUCGUGCUAGGUUUUUUAACUCAAGGCAUGUUAGCAGUAACUUUUUUUAGCAGCACGCAACACAAUCUCUAGAAACCAGUAUCAACAAGAGGGGAGAAAGCCUGGUGAAUGUAUUGGCAGCAGGCAACAUUCCUAAGGACAUUUCCCUGAAAGGGCAGGGAAAGAAAUGGGAUUAGCUUCUGAGCAAUAGUUUAACACUCAGGUAUGAGUCAGCUUCAGUCCAAUUACUUCACCUUAACUGGGCUGUACAUCUGGUUCACAGGUAAAAAGUUUGUCCUCUUAAAAGUGUAGCUUCAGCCACCUGCGAGACCUGGCAACCAAACCCUGUGUUGUGGGUAGGUUGAUUGAAUAGCCACAACAUCCAAUUGGUAGGUCCCUUGAUGCUGGGUUUAAUCAGGCCAAUGGGAUGCAAGCUAAAUGGAUCAAGGGACCUAUAUAUACCUAUGCAUGUGACCCAGAGCUUCCUCUUUCAGUGUGUGCAUCGGAACACCCGCCCACCUCUCCCUAUAUUUAGGGCAUUUUGCGCUUGACCUUGCUAUGCCGUCGUAUGUCGUCAGUUGUUGGGACAGGAGCACGGCAGGAAUUUUCCCCACUUGGCUGAUUGGCUGGUGCCAUUUGGGUUUCGCCUGCUGCAUAGCAAAUUGUCACAACUUGUAAGGUUGCAGAUAGGCUCUGGUUUAGGUGGUAGGGAUGGGAGAACGCUCUCGCCAUCCCUAUGUGAAGGGUAUUCCGUUAAAGGAAUCCAGGGACUUGAUGGUUUGGCCAACCCCUGUGAGGGGGUUGUGCCUGUGCCUGACUCCAGGGGGGCAUUUGGGUGGCAGAGAUAGCCUGUUCCCUGCUUUCCACUUAUCCAUGUGUUCACCCUUGGCUGACCUAUGCUGGUGCCCUGGGUCAGUGUUACCUGCAACAUGCAGGGAGCUAGCGGAACCAGAGCCUAUGCAACCACUCACUUGCUGUAAUCAAUAAAGUUGUGGCCUAAAUUCUGCCAAAAACCAAACCAAAAUUUGAGUCUUGUCUGAAUUUUUUUAAGGGGGAGGUUUAAAGGUCUGAACAUUCAAACAGUAUCAGAAACAUUGGUGGGAAGUUUGCUUAGGCUGUUGUAUGCAUAAAAGUUAGCCUAACAAUUUCUGUCAUUCUAAAAUCGGUGACAUUUAUCAUAGAAAUUGUUAUGCUUAUUUGCCAUGAUAUGACAGUUCCCUCCACCUGUAUGGCCUACACUUUCUUUUUAUUAAUAAUAUUUUAUUCUUUUUUCCAUAUAGACAAUUGCAUUUGUUACACUGGAAUUAUAUUCCAAAUCAACAAAACUAGUGACUUCCCGCUCAGCCAACAUCUAUGUUUAUAACCCAAAUUACAUACAAUUGUGUUUUAAGGUUCUGUUUUAUCUAAUUUCAUCCUCUCUAACGUGUUUCUUAAUAUAUUCUGCUGUUUCCUUACACUUCAAAACCCAGCUGUGGUCUUCGCAUAUAGGAAAUAACUUUAAUAUAGACUAGAAAUGGUUUCCAGUCUUCUUUAAAAGAUUCUAAAUUUGUACAUAUCUUUUAGCAGUGCUUGUCAAUUUUGCCAUCUCUGCAUAGUCCAGGAUUUUCAUCAACCAGUCUUCCUUUGAGGGUGUUCUCCCCUCCUUCCAUUUCUGAGCAUAGAGAAUCCUUGCCGCUGUAGUCACAUACAUAAAUACCGUCUAGCAUCCCCAGCAGGAGGGAUUAUGGCCUCUUGGGAAAAGUCACUUUUAAUUUUUUCUUAAUUUCAUUAUAUCUCAUGUCCCCAAAGGGUAUGGCCUAAACUUUCAAUUAAGCAUUUUUUUACUUCCUGGACAGAUUUAUUUUUAAGUGGCCAAAUUAAGUGGCAUUGCACUGUUCAGGUAACGCUAUAGUGAAGCCUAUAGUUUUAUACUCAGAUAAAAGUGCUCCUGAACGCAAUGUAUCAGCCCCCCCACUUCAAAAAGAGCUUCUAGAAUCUCUACCCACUAUUUCCAUAGUGACGGCAUGUGUUGAACACAGUGUUCCAUUGUACCAGCCUAUUCGUGCCUAAGAUUAAAACAAGCAUUGUUUAAUUUGUCAAUGUCAUGAAGAUGGCAACUGGGCGGAAACAUGUUUGGCAGGGUCUGCCAUUUUUACAAGCAAGAAUAUGGGAACAGGCUAAGAAAGUGGCCAAUUUUAACUUCAACCCGUUUGAAGGGUAUGGAUUGCUAAAUAAAGUACAGGUGUAAAAUUUUUCCCACCUAUAUGAUGUGUUUCUUACAUAGACCUCUCUUGAUUGAUUGACCAAUCUAUGGAAAAUAAUUCUGAGUGUAUAAAAGAGGCAGAAAUGAGGGUCAACCAUUUGUCCAAGACUGCUGUACCUGACAGUGACUAGCUGGAAAUAGAACACAGUGGCAUAAUGUCUAGAUGUUUGCUCUUCAGCUAAAUCUUGUUGUAGAAUCCAUUGCUAGGGAGAUCAGGAAAGGUAAGCUGAUUUGCUGUGUAGCUCUGAGUUUUCCUCUGUAUUAGUUAGUUGCAAGUCUCCCUACUGUGUACAAGGCCUGAAUUUUAUUUAUUUAUUUAAAAACAACCUUCUUCAGCUUUUCACGCAAACAAAACCAUUGUUUCGCUCAGUAAAGUGUUACAAGGACUUUUCUCUCUGGAGUCUGUAAUAUUUAGGUGACUUUGCUAACAAAUACAUGAUGUGAAAUCCUCACACUACAACUUGCCUUGCCUCUACUCCUGUUCAUUGGCUGCCAUAUGCAGAGAAAGGGAAUCUGACAACACAAUGAUGUCAUGUCCUCCAUUCUUCCCUAGGUGUUAUGAGGGAGACAGAACGAGCAAGAUAUGUGGCAGCUCUGGUAAUGUCUAAUUCUGUUCCCAGUCUUUCCAUUAAAGGUAAAGGUACCCCUGCCCGUUCAGGCCAGUCUUGCCAGACUCUAGGGUUGUGCGCUCAUCUCACUCUAUAGGUCGGGAGCCAGCGCUGUCCGCAGACACUUCCGGGUCACGUGGCCAGCGUGACAAGCUGCAUCUGGCGAGCCAGCGCAGCACACGGAACACCGUUUACCUUCCCGCUGGUAAGCGGUCCCUAUUUAUCUACUUGCACCCGGGGGUGCUUUCAAACUGCUAGGUUGGCAGGCGCUGGGACCGAACGACGGGAGCGCACCCCGCCGCGGGGAUUCGAACCGCCGACCAUGCGAUCGGCGAGUCCUAGGCGCUGAGGCUUUAACCCACAGCGCCACCCGCGUCCCUAGUCUUUCCACUACUUCUUGGCAAAACCCACUUGGAUCUCAUCCUCUGCCUCCCACUCUUUAGCAAAUAGUUAGCCUCCUUCUCUGGCAAUGGCUGGCAAGUCCUUCAAGGCUUGCUUGGAAAGUUCUUCCAGUGCCAUCAUGGCCAAAUCGUGCUACAUGGAGUAACUGAUCUAUAAACCAGCAGGCCACAAAUUUGUCAGGCCACAUUUUGGCAAGACUUCAUCUUAAACCUCCAGUGUCCCCCUGGUGGCUGCUUUGAGCAUAAAGGGAAGUAUAGUCUUCCCUUCGUCUCCAAAGCAAUUACAGUGGUACCUUGGGUUAAGAAUUUAAUUCGUUCUGGAGGUCUGUUCUUAACCUGAAGCACCACUUUAGCUAAUGGGGGCCUCCUGCUGCCGCCGCGCUGCUGCUGCACGAUUUCUGUUCUCAUCCUGAAGCAAAGUUCUUAACCCGAAGUACUAUUUCUGGGUUAGCGGAGUCUGUAACCUGAAGCGUAUGUAACCUGAAGCGUAUGUAACUCGAGGUACCACUGUACUCCAGUGGUGAUUUCCACCGCAUAUUUCACUGUGUAGGCAUAUAAUAUGAGAGAUAUGACAAAACGUUAAAUUUUACACAUUCUGCUGUAAUGCUAGUUUUAUUUAUGACCUGCAGGUUCAUUCCUAACAACAGAGGCCUCCAGCACAGAUUUGAACUUUUCAACAACUUUCCCAGACAGAACAAGAAGCCAAGGUACAGAACCAAAGCCCAGAAUGAAAAAUGUGGAACAGCACUACCUACUGAUUGAAAGUACCAGUGUGGUGCUAUGAGCUACUACUCUCAUCAGCCAAGCUGACUGAGGCUGAUGGGAGUUGUUGUCCAAAUCAUCUGGAGGAAACCAAGAUGGUGGUUGAAGUGUAGGUGGGUUCCCAGGAGGCAAGAAAAAGUGAUAGCAGCAAGAACCUUUAUUGAACUAACAGAACUGGACAACAGGGGCAAAGCAACUGCUUAUAUACAUUCCUGAAGGCCCGGGCCACUCCCACUCCCAACGUGAUUGGCUGUCUAAACUUCCAAGCUGUGAAUCAUAACUCAGAGUUUAAGGGUCAAUGGCAGAGGCCCAAAUCCUGAAAUGUUCUGCGACUGGAUAUCACAUAUUGAAUCAGAACACAGGGGCUCAGAAUCCUUAGUCCACACUCAAGGUUAGGCAAACACAGACUACUGAAUACAUAACAGUGGUAGCUGCUUUAGGAGCUACCAACUGAAUCAGCAAAUAUUCAAGCAUUUUCAAAGCUGACUUUGCCCAAUCAUCCUUCUGGCAUAGGUGACAACAAGCCUACUUUUCUGGAUUACACAAGGCAUCUGGCUCUAACUUAGACCUUUCUGCCCUCACUUCUGCCCACAAACAAACCUGUUUGUUGGCUUGGAAAAGCCAAACUGUUCAUGCUCAAAAAUCACUUUGGGCCCUACCAGAUGUCUUCUUUUAUUGUGCAUUCAUGACUGUUUGUGCUCAUAAUAGAAUCGGGAAAGUUAUGCAUGAUUCCACUUUCAAUACAUUUUGCAAUUCCAAAUAUUUCACGGCAGUCAUACUGCUUCAUUCCCAAUCGGUGCGUGUCCUGCAACCUCCUGCUGAAAUCCUGUAGCUUUCCGUAAUGCAUGUUCCAGUUCAUUUUUCAACCAGCUUUUGUUGUGCUAUAGUGACAGAUUGCCCUUCCAGACAGUGGUAAUGCGGUAACAUUGGGGGAGCAUCCCAGAACAACUGAUAAAGCGGAAUGAUGUGCAGAUUGUUGUUGUUUAGUCGUUUAGUCGUGUCUGACUCUUCGUGACCCCAUGGACCAGAGCACACCAGGCACUCCUGUUUUCCACUGCCUCCCACAGUUCGGUCAAACUCAUGUUUGUAGCUUCGAGAACACUGUCCAUCCAUCUCGUCCUCUGUCGUCCCCUUCUCGUGUGCCCUCCAUCUUUCCCAACAUCAGUGUCUUUUCCAGGGAGUCUUCUCUUCUCUUGAGGUGGUCAAAGUAUUGGAGCCUCAGCUUCAGGAUCUGUCCUUCCAGGGAGCACUCAGGGCUGAUUUCCUUAAGAAUGGAUAGGUUUGAUCUUCUUGCAGUGCAUGGGACUCUCAAGAGUCUCCUCCAGCACCAGAAUUCAAAAGCAUCAAUUCUUUGGAAAUCAGCCUUCUUUAUGGUCCAGCUCUCACUUCCAUACAUCACUACUGGGAAAACCAUGGUUUUAACUAGAUGUGCAGAUGGUCCACUAUAAAUCCACUGUAAAUCCACCAUCAUUGCAUGAAUGACAUGUUGCAGAACACACACGCAAAAACCCACCAGUCAAGAAGGGCCCUUUAUCAUGCAGUAGAGUAAGAUAGCUCUUGCAUACAAAUUGUUAAUUUCCUCUCCUAUAUCCGAGGGGUCAUGCAAGAUAGCCAGCCCUAAUCCUGCUGCCACCACCCUGCUUCAAGGUAACAAUGCAAGCUUUGUGUCUCAUAAAUUGGUGAUUUAAUUUUACUGCAGUGCAACGACAACAACAACUGCUCUUCUCUCCCAGUCAGGCUCAGACUCCCUCAGAUGUUGCCCAAUCUGAAAGGCAGCAAAAUCAAUUACCCAAUGCACUAAAUAGAAAGGCAGUGCAUGCAAAACAAUGGCCAUUUUAAACAUUUCCUGCCUCAAGUCCAGUUAGCUCAAUGUUAUAUACUCUGGCAGGCAAUGGCCCUGUAAGGUCUCAGAGGGACUGUUAGGACAUUGCAACCAAUUUAAUACACAGCCUCCGCCUUUCAUAUGCAGCUGGGCAAUUGCUCUGCACAGCUAUGGAUCUUUACUGCUGUGGGUAUCUGUGGUGGCACAGGGCAAAUGGCUUAUUUCAUUUAUUUAUUAAAUUUAUAUACCACCUUUUCCUCCAAGGAGCUCCAAGGAUGGUGUACAUGGUCCUCCCCAUUUCAUCUCCCCAACAACCUUGCGAUGUAGGUUAGGCUGAGAGACAGUAAUUGGUCCAGGGUCAUCCAGUGAGCUUCAUGGCUGAGUGGAGAUUUGAACCGUGGUAACUUUCUUUCCACAGGGCUAGAGCGCUUUUAUUCUGACCAAAGGCAGAGAAAACCACCUUAUGGUUCUUAGUUUUUUUGCAGCUGGCUAGUAAGAAGAAACAGCCUUAGAGUGAUGUUACCUUCAGAGGACUGGUAGGACCAUGGCUUUGCCUUUUCACCAGGAAAUGGUGAAACAGUCCUGAAAUUAGGGUGGCCACUUACACAUUGCUCAGACAGAGUAAACACAGCUCAAACAACAAUAACAUCAUCAUCAUCAUCAUCAGUUGAAUAACAACAAGAAGAGCACACAUUUGCAUAACCUUUGAAUAUGCUAACAUGUGGAUAGAAGCAAGCUUAUAAAUAAUUGCUGUAAUUUAAAUGGGAAUACAUCUCACUAUAGUGGGGAACAAAGAGCAGAGACAUCACCUUGCCAACAAAGGUCUGUAUAGUUAAAGCUAUGGUUUUCCCAGUAGUGAUGUAUGGAAGUGAGAGCUGGACCAUAAAGAAGGCUGAUCGCCGAAGAAUUGAUGCUUUUGAAUUACGGUGCUGGAAGAGACUCUUGAGAGUCCCAUGGACUGCAAGAAGAUCAAACCUCUCCAUUCUGAAGGAAAUCAGCCCUGAGUGCUCACUGGAAGGACAGAUCGUGAAGCUGAGGCUCCAAUACUUUGGCCACCUCAUGAGAAGAGAAGACUCCCUGGAAAAGACCCUGAUGUUGGGAAAGAUUGAGGGCACAAGGAGAAGGGGACGACAGAGGACGAGAUGGAUGGACAGUGUUCUCGAAGCUACCAGCAUGAGUUUGACCAAACUGCGGGAGGCAGUGGAAGACAGGAGUGCCUGGCGUGCUCUGGUCCAUGGAGUCACGAAGAGUCGGACACGACUAAAUGACUAAACAACAACAACAACAUAGUGGGGAAGACCAUGAGCAGGGGACUGGUAUGGUGGCAGCUAUGGAGGGACAGCUUCAAGGCUCCUGCUAAUCUCCAUCCUUAGGACUCCUGAUCAUUAAGCUAGACUUGAGCAAAUUCAACUAAUUUCAGAGCUUUCUCUUCCAACGGGGUUUCACAAACCCAUAUGAAGAAAUAUUAUAAUCAAGCCUUCAAGCCACAAAUGAGCAGGAGAGGAGCUUAAUCAGGGUAAAGCAAAUCCCUCUCCCCGAAAGACAGAAGCUUUUCCCCAGUGACUUUGUUCAGUACAUUGUGUGAAUAAUGGGAUAUAAGAAAGAGAUGAUAAGUGACAUCUUCUGGCUAAUGCACCAAUCAUUAUCCUGCCUUUUAAUAAUAUAAUUGAAGGCUGAUAGCAAGCCACCUUUUAUUUAUUUCUGUUCAACACACUCGAAAUGAUUUGCUUUCCGUAUUGAUUGUGUGGCUGCUUUGGCUUAUUUAUCAUUCUUUUGCACAAUUUUUCAGUUGUUAUUUCUAAUGCUGCUGGUUGUCUCUCCCCCCCCCCAACCCAAUUUGUUCUUUCCCGAUUUUAUCUCUGAUUCGCGAUGAUGUCCUUGUGUCUUCCCACAGGACCAAUGAGGCUUCCGUGCUUUCCAAGGUACAAUUUUGUGGGGCAGAGUUAUCUCGGUAGCUCCCAGUGGGAGUGAGGCAUGGAUUUGCAAUCAUCUGACAUCAGUAAGGUACCAGGGCAUUCCUAAGAUUCAACUGCUUUGCUGCUGUAUGUUGGGGAAGUGAUGAGAAAGAGAACAUUGGGGAAAAUGGCACCCUUUUAUGCUGGAUUAAUGAUUUGAGAUAAUGACCAUCCUCUGGCUUUCUCUUCUGUGUCACCACUGCAGGUUAAAUAGGACGCAGGUGGCGCUGUGGUCUAAACCACUGAGCCUUUUGGGCUUGCCAAUCAGAAGGUCAGUGGUUCGAAUCCCUGUGAUGGGGCGAGCUCCCAUUGCUCUGUUCCAGCUCCUGCCAACCUAGCAGUUCGAAAGCACACCAGUGCAAGUAGAUAAAUAGGUACCGCUGUGGCGGGAAGGUAAACUGCAUUUCAGUGCGCUCUGUCACUCAUCACGGUGACCCAUACGCCAGAAGCAGUUUAGGCAUGCUGGCCCCAUGACCGGAAAGCUGUCUGGGGACAAACGACGGCUCCCUCGGCCUGAAAGCAAGAUGAGAGCCGCAACCCCAGAGUCGCCUUUGACUGGACUUAACCGUCCAGGGGUCCUUUAACCUAACCUUAAAGUGCAAUGUCGAAUGUAAGAGCACUGUACAAAGAGCUAGGAAAAGAGGGGACAGAGUAUCAGGGCUGACUCUAGGUUUGAGCAGGAUGGGCAGGGGGAGAGCUGGGCAAAGUCUUUAGCAGCGGGCAUCUGGGUUAAGGCACCAUUUUAAUCUCUCACAGUGCCCAGAAUCUAAGGAUGUCAGAGAAUUCUGACAUAAACCAGAGUGGAAUUUACCAGUGGUCAGUUACUCAGCCCAUGUCUGAAACCGAAAUCAACUCAAAUCAGCUGUUGUUGUGUUUAGUUUGCAAAUGAUAUGCAAUUGAUUGUGUGUCCCCCUCCACUCUUUUGCAUUGUGUUUCCUUUGCAAUGAAAUGAAUGGGGUGGAAUAAUUCAACGACAACAACAUUUAUGUAGUUAAUCACAUCAUGAGCCUGGAUAGCUCUGCUGGUUAGGGCAUGAUGCUGAUAGCACCAAUCUUGCAGGUUCGAUCCCUGUAUGGGACAGCAGCAGGACCCUGCAUUUGCAGGGGGCUGGACUAGAUGAUCCUAACGGUCCCUUCCAACCUGACAAAUCUAUGAUUCUAAGUUAUAUACAGUGGUGCCUCGCAAGACGAAAAGAAUCCGUUCUGGGAGUCUCUUCGUCUAGCGGUUUUUUCGUCUUGCGAAGCAAGCCCAUUGAUGGGAUUAGCGGAUUAGCGCUAUUAGCGCUAUUAGCGGCUUUUAGCGGCUUUUAGCAGCUUAUCAGCUUAUCGGAUAAGCAGAUAAGCGGCUUAGCGACUUAGAAAAGAGGGGGGAAAGGAAAAAAACCCAGGAACUCGCAAGACAUUUUCGUCUUGCGAAGCAAGCCCAUAGCAGAUUCGUUUUGCGAGGCACCUCCAAAACGGAAAACUCUUUCGUCUAGCGAGUUUUCCGUCUUGCGAGGCAUUCGUCUUGCGGGGCACCACUGUAAUUUUGCCACAGCAGAAAGUGAGACAGAUACCUGUACCAGUCAUCUCACUUCAAAUGUUAAAAAGAUUCAACAGCCUGAAAAAGAGAGACAAGGAAUGUACUUUUGUAAACCAAGAAAAUCUUUAAUAAAAAUUAUAUUAAAAAAAUAGAAGAAACCGUGCUACAGAUGAGAUAUACAGGGCAGAACAGAAAAUGAUGCCUUCUUACAUCCCAACCUGGAGUGACACUGAAGAAGGCAUUGUGGGAAAUUUAGAUGGAGGCUAGGCCCACCUGCCUAGGGCUGCUGGGGAUUCUGGAAUAUAUUUAAAAUGGAACUGUUAUGUAUUCAGUUAUGUAUUCAGUGGUCUGUGUUUGCCUGAGCUUGAGUCUGGACUAAGGAUUCUGAGCUCCUGUGUUCUGAUUCAAUACAUGAUGUCCAAUCACAGAACAUUUCAGGAUUUGGGCCUCUGCCAUUGGCCCUUGAACUCUGAGUCGUGAUUUGCAGCAUGGAAGUUUAGACAGCCAAUCACAUUGGGAGUGGGAGUAGCCCAGGCUUUCACGAAUGCAUAUAAGCAGUUGCUUUGCCCCUGUUUCCCAGUUAUGUAGUUCAAUAAAGGUUCUUGCUGUUAUCACUGUUUCUUGCCUCGUGGGAACCCACCUACACUUCAGGAACCUAGGCCAGGCAUCAGUGUUAUGCCCUACUGGGACCUUGGCAGUUGCCCAAGGAUGCCAGUUGUUGAUGCGGGCCUUGCAAAGAAAGAUUCGGAUGAUACAGAGCUAUAGCCAUGCCUGUUCAAUCACAUAUAUUAGAUGUUUGUUCCAGUCACAAAAAUGAGGUAAAAAUUUCUAGGUGUUUUAAAUGGCCAUGCCUUAGAAUAGCUGGCCAUGGAACUAACCAGAGAGGACUUAAUAUUGAGUGGCAACAAGGAUGUAAUUGGAAGAUGUAAGUGGAAGAUGUAAGUGUUGUAGAACUGAUUGGGAACAGUGACCAUAUUGUUGUCAAAAUUAACUUACAUGUAGGUAGAUAAUCGCCAAGAAAAACCUAAGUCAGUCGCAUUUGACUUCAAAAAAAGAAGCUCCCCUCAAAUGGUGGUGGAAAGAGAAAGUGAAGAGGGUCAAAUCUCUCCAGAAUGCUUUGGGGUUGUUCAAAACCACAAUAACAGAAUGUAUAACCGCAGAUCAAGAAAGGUACUAUCAGGGUCAAGAGGAUGCCACUGUGAUUAAUGAGCAGAGAAGGAAGCUAUAAGAGGAAAGAAGGAUUUCUUCAGAAAAUGGAAGUCAUGUCCAAAGGAGGAGAACAAACUUUGGCAAAAGAAAUGCAAGCAGACAAUAAGGAAUGCAAAAUGAACCAAGAAAAAAACAAAACAAAAAACAAUGAGCACAUCAUUAAAAACAUAAAAACCACCACCAACAAAAAUCUUUAAAUACAUUAGAGACAGGAGAUCAGGUAGGGAUGUGGUUGGACCUUGGAUAACAAAGGAGUCAAAUGUGUGGUGAAGGAGGAAAAGGAGAUUGCAGAUUGCAAAGAAGCUGAAUACAUUAUCGGCAUUUCAGGAAAAGAUGUAGGGUAGAUACCCUGUGCCUGGACUCAGUUUCUCAAGAAAGGGAGUCUGAGGAACUGUGGCAAACAGUGGUGAAAAGAUAGGAAGUUCUAGGCCUUACUGAGAAAAACUGGCAAAUCACCACAUCCAGAUGGCACGCACCUGGGAGUUAUUAAAGAACUCCACUGUGAAAUUGUUGAUCUUCUAACAAAAUAUGUCCCUAAGACGAGCCUGUUAGAAUUCCUGCUCCAUGACUGCAGUCAUGGGAUUGUUGUCUUUCACAUGACGGUGUAUGUUUUGACUCCACAGAGUGGGAAGUGACGGAGACAGGAUAUUUGUGUUACUGUAUUCCGUGAAGUGGGACUAUUGUCCUUUGUUUUUUCUCUUUGCUGUCUGAUCCUAGAGAGAGAAGGAGCCAGGUUGCAGUGCUCCGUGUGUGUUUAUAUGUAAAUAAAGUAGAUUAGCCAAAAUGCUGAGUUGCUGAGGUCUGUUAUGCAAGCUGCGAAGACUCUGCGGAUCCCUAAGUGUCUGUUGACAUCGGUCACUGUGAUGUUCAAGCAGAAGAAAGCUUUUGAAGCUCCUGAACUAUUGACCAGGAGGGAAAGAACAUGCCAGUCGGGCAUGUGUCUUGCCAGGGUCCUACUUGAGAGUAGGACAAGCUCCUGACAGAGCCUCCAUAUUUGAAGUCUGAAAAGUGGCAAAUGUAACACCGGUUUUGAAAAAAGGGACCCAGAUGGGAUCAAGGAAAUUACAGGCUAAUUGGCUAAACUAGGAAAACUGGUGGGAAGCAUUAUUAAAGAUGGGAUUAGCAGGCCUAUAGAAGAGCAAGCCUUUCUGAAACAAAACAACAUGACAUCUGUAAAUUUAAGCCCUGCCUCGCUAACCUCUCUGAGUUCUUUGACAGUGUCAACAAGCAUAUAGGUAGAAUUGAUCUAGUCAGUGCUUUUUUCUGGGGGGGAUGCAUAUCCCUAAACAUUUUGUGAAUCUAAGUUUGGCCUCAUUGAGGGGCAGUAUUUCAAUAUGAAAAUGAAAGUACCCCUAAACAUUUAUUUAUUUUUUUAGAAAAAAAGAACUGGAUCCAGUCAACUUUGUGAACCUAUAAAAUGUUUUUGUACCUCACCAAAGACUCCUGAGUAUGUUUAGCAGUCAUGAAUAAGAGGAGAGGCUGGAAUACAGAUCAGAAACUGGUUAAGGACUAGGAAUCAGGGAGUAGAAAUAAAUGGAAAGGUCUUCUAAUGGAUGAGUCCCCCAAGGUCGGUACUGAGGGUUUAAACUCAGUUUUCAUUCAGGUUCUGCUUUCCAGAGGCUAUAACACACACAUGGCUCUGCCUAGAUGAUGACAAAGAGUAGGAUGAUCAAAUGUGAGGAGGCGGGCCUUAACAAAUCCUGGUCUAAACCAUUUAGAGCUAAAAUAGGGAUAAGCAGUAUUUCGCAUUACACCUGACAGCAAUGAACGUGGUAAAAAAAAGCAGAGAAACGUGCUCCAAAAAAUUAAGUGAAUGAUUACAUAUUUUCAAACUAGCUAGAGGAAAGCUGAGAUUUAAAUCUUCUCAGCUUCUGGCUGUCAAAUUCUCUCACCUAUUGGGCACACAUGAGGUCCAUAAAUAGAACAGUGUAUCCAUGGCAAUGGGGAGUUCAUUUUCUCCUAACAAACUGGUAACAAAUCACUUAACUUUUUUAUUUGUUUAAAUAUUGCAAUUCAGUGCUCAGCAUUUAUACCACACUUUACAGAGUUCAAAGCACUUUCACACGCAUUAUCUUGGAAAUUUCUCCCAUGGCAUUUUUAAUAUUUUUUUUUAAUUUUUUUUUUGAAAAUUUCAUCAAAACAUUUUUAUUCCCGUAUUGCAAAUGAGGGAAGGUAAGGAUGAGACCGAGCUUAGCGAAAAGCAGAUGGCAGCUUAGGGGAGUUGGGUGAGUGAAAGACAGUGGCAUAUUCCUGGUGGAAGACCACCAACUCAGAGCUCCCUGGAUCUCCCUGCCAACCAGGGAGGCCCUAAGCUACUGAAAGUAAUGGGACCCUUUAUAUGUCCAGCUGUCCUUUGUCAACAACAAAUUGUUGCUGUUUUAUGUGUUUAAUAUAUGGUAAUUUAUGGACCUAAUAGGCAUCUAAAGCCAUUUGCACAUAACAAAAUAUGUGUUUUAUCAUAUUAAUUGUUGAACAGAAAUACUAUUAAGAAGCAUAUUAAUAGUGAAAUACAAUUAAGAAGAAGUAUAUUAAUAGUGAAAUAAUUAUUAAGCUCUAACUAAAAAUGAUUGGGGGCCCAUUACAGUGGUACCUUGGGUUAAGUACUUAAUUCAUUCUGGAGGUCUGUUCUUAACCUGAAACUGUUCUUAACCUUAACCUUUAGCUAAUGGGGCCUCCCGCUGCCGCCGAGCAUUUUCUGUUCUCAUCCUGAAGCAAAGUUCUUAACCCGAGGUACUAUUUCUGGGUUAGCGGAGUCUGUAACCUGAAGCGUAUGUAACCCGAGGUACCACUGUACUUACAUCACAGGAGCCUACACAACACAAAACACUGUUGCUGUAUGUAGGUUUUAUUUUAUUUGUUUUUUAUCUUAUAUUUUGGAAAUGUACAUCCAGUGUUUUUUCCUUUAAUUUUUUGGGGGCCCCCGAAGCUAUAGCUUUUACGUAAAUCCGGCAUUGCUGCCAACGCCGACACUCAUUUCCCAGCCCCAGCUAAUGAGGCUUGUUCAGGUACUGCAGAUCAGUGACUUAGAUGGUAAAGAAAAAUCUCCAUCUACUUCACAACAGCAGUGUUCAGCAACCGUCAGGGUUUAGCUUGCUCAGAGCUGGAACCAGGGGCAGGUGGGGUAUCCUUGAAGGAGGAGCAAGGGGAGUGGAGCCCAACAGCACCCAGAUCUCCAUGUUCUUCCUCCUUUGACUCUGAGGAGCUGUCAGACCUAGACGUUCUGGUCCAGGGCCACACCAGAUGGUUGCCCAGAUUCAGGACAAGAGAUCUGUACACCAGUUGCCUGAGUCCCUGGCCAGCUUUUAGACCCCACCCCAUCUAGGGUCAUAGUAGCAGAGAAGAUGGCUAGUGAGAUAGAUGUUUCAGGAUCAUGUAUGAAAUGCUCAGCACAUGUGAAGUGAUGUGGGAGAAGUGGGGAGUUUAUGUAAGCCUAGAUCAGAGCCUGGCUGGAAGCCAGGAAAAGUUGGAGCCAGCAGCUCCUGUAUAAGAUACCACUCUGAGCUGCUUCACUGCUGAAGCAACAUCUCCCCUAGAGCCCCAAGUUCCAGCAUAAAGCCUCCUUGAACUAGAGAAAUGGGUAGGGAGUACAGUGGUACUUGGGUUAAGUACUUAAUUCGUUCUGGAGGUCCGUUCUUAACCUGAAACUGUUCUUAACCUGAAGCACCACUUUAGCUAAUGGGGCUUCCUGCUGCUGCCGCGCUGCUGGAGCACGAUUUCUGUUCUCAUCCUGAAGCAAAGUUCUUAACCUGAAGCACUAUUUCUCGGUUAGCGGAGUCUGUAACCUGAAGCGUAUGUAUCCUGAAGCGUAUGUAACCUGAGGUACCACUGUACGUUUCUGUUCUCUUCCCCUCCCCCCAUCCAAGAAAAGCAAAUGUACAUCCUCUUGUUUUUCUUCUUCUAUUUUGCAGUCUUAAUCCUGACAUAUUUGUUCAUCUCCUCUGAACCUUUCCCAUUUGUCAGAGUCUUUCUUAGCACAAGUGAAUUCUGGGUUGAUGAUGAAUUAAUAUUUAUAAAGCAAGUUCCCUGUUGGAAUGUACAUGUGAAGCAGAACUGGCAAAGACUAGUUGUUUUGAGUGCCAGUGUGUAUAUGUGAUUUCACAGCGCAACACCGUUAUGAUGUAACUUGAUAGAAUAAUAGUUUACACAGUCAUCGUUGCCCCAAUCUGAAUAGGAGCAUAUGGAUGCAGAUGCAGUUUAUAAGGAGAAUGCAUGCACAAACUAUUGUUGAAUGAGCAAGUCCACACCUAAUCUACUUCCCAGGGCUAAGCGCAUCUAGCCCCAGUUGUAUGCUCGCAGUAACAAUGAUGAUCACCUAUCUGUUUAGGUUGAGGAGCAAGCGGGGGGGUGGGGGUGUUUUUUUAUCUCUUCCCUUCCACACGGAACAGCUGAUUGGGUCUACCACAAGUAUCUGACUGGGGAUUUGUAUGUGCAGCCCCAACUACUAGACAUAUUUGUUUGUUGGACAGAGCUUAGGUUUUCCAUAUAUUUUUAAACCUGUGACUAUUUCAUUUCAGGUUCAAAGGAUAAAAGCUAUGUGUGAUGGCCUGGGAUUCCGAUUCGGAGGAUGAAACAGAGGAAUCCCGGCCUGCACAGGAGUCCCCGCCUCCAGGGCCGGCUGAACUGGGGCAAGGCCUUGAUGCUGAAGAGUCUGCACCUGUGGCAGUGCAUCAGGAGCUGGCCCCAGGUGAAGCCCUUCGGGCCCCAGAGGGGCUUGAUGACUCAGUGGCCACAGGUGAGCCUCCUCCAGGGCCCAGUAACCCUUCGGCCUCUCCUGAUCUGCAGAGGCUUAGGGCAGAGAGGCGAAGGGAACUGGUUGCCCCCAGGAGGAGUGCUCGCCUUAAGGCCAGAGGAGGCGGGGCUCCUGGGGACCGGGACCGCCCCUGGCCUUAGAAGAGGAUAAAAGCCCAGUCAGCCCGGCCCCAGGUUGCGGGAGCAACGUCGGUGUUGGCGUCGGACCUUCCUGUGUUCCUGAUCCCUGCUCGGCUUCCUGUUCCUGACUAUCCGGUACUCCUGUUCCCUGCUCGGCCUCCUGUUCCCGACCAUCCGGUGUUCCUGUUCCCUGCACAGCCUCCUGUUCCAGCAGUCCUGUUCCCCGCCCGGCUCUCUGCCUCGGACCUUGCCCCUCUUCGUGUGGACUCUGCUACACCCAAGGUACCUUACCCCCGGGACCAGCACAGUUUGCUCCCGCCAAACCCGCACUCCCCCUUCGUAGGGGUGCGUUCGGGAAGAGCCAGAGCGCGAGGCUUUGCAGGACUUCUUGCGCAAGAACCUGGAGCGUGGGUUCAUUAGGCCGUCCACCUCGCCUACCGCGGCACCAGUGCUUUUCGUUAAGAAGAAAUGUGGGGAACUCCGCCCUUGCCAUGAUUACCGAGCCUUGAACAAAAUUACCGUCCCAGACCGAUACCCCUUGCCCCUUAUCUCGGAGCAUCUGGAGCGGGUGCAAGGGGCACAGGUGUUCACCAAGCUGGACCUCCGGGGGGCCUACAACUUGAUUCGGAUCCGAGCCGGGGAUGAGUGGAAGACAGCGUUUGGGACCCGGUACGGGCAGUUCGAAUAUUUGGUUAUGCCUUUCGGGUUGUGCAGCGCGCCUGCUGUGUUCCAACGCUACAUCAACCACGUGUUUCAGGACUUGUUAGACAAGUACGUGGUGGUGUAUUUGGAUGACAUACUGAUUUACUCCCGUGACCCGGCUCGCCAUGAGGGACAUGUCCGGACCGUGCUGCAGCGCUUGCGUGAGCACCGUUUGUACGCAAAGCUCAGCAAGUGCGAGUUCCAUCAGCGGACUGUGGACUUCCUUGGUCACCGGCUCUCUCCGGAUGGGGUGCAAAUGGACCCGGGGAAGGUGACAGCGGUUCAAGAAUGGGCGGCACCCGGAACCGCAAGGACCUACAGCGUUUCCUGGGGUUCGCCAAUUACUACCGGACCUUCAUCGCUGAUUAUGCUCAUCGCACCACCCCGUUGACCCGGCUACUGCGCCCAAAGACGCCGUUUUCCUGGGACAAGGAGGCAGAGGAGGCGUUUCAGGGGUUGAAGGCCUGUUUCCAGAGGGCACCAAUCUUACAACAUCCUGACCCCUCUCGACCCUUUGUGGUGGAGACCGACGCCUCCAGUACGGCUCUCGGUGCCGUCUUGUCUCAACAGAUUGGGCCCGAAGCGCCACUCUUACCCUGUGCCUUCUAUUCCCGCCAGCUCCUACCAGCGGAGCGUAACUAUACUGUGUGGGAGCAAUCCACGCCGAAAUCUCUGUGGCGCCCCUAAUCACAUUACCGGAGACUCAAUCAUCCAAUGGUUGCAUCUUCCACGAUCCCGGGAAAACCCUAGAUGCUAUUGAAGAGACAAAAUGACUCUCACCCCUACUACUAUCCUGGAACGUUGCUGGAUGGCAAUCGAAAACAAGGGACAAAGACGUUUUAACCUACGUAUCACAGUUCAAGAUCAUCCUGCUCCAAGAAACCUGGAUGCAAAAUCCUUUCGAACUACACAAUUACUUUGCUUUCCAUUCCCCUGCCUCAAUCGGCCCAAAAGGCGGAAGACCGGCGGGAGGUUUGAGCACCUUCGUAUCGACAGAUCUAGGAGCCUCCCUAUCCAAUUGAAAAUCGAUAAAAAUGGAUUUUGGCCGUCAAAAUAUUCUCCACCCAUUUUAAGAUCAUAUGCAUCAAUGUUUAUAUUCACCCACUUAUGAAACAAACUGAUCUUAAAAACAUCUGGAAUGAACUGGAAGACUGCAUUCGCCUUGUCUCAAAUAAGUUUCCCUCUGCCUCCUUAAUUAUUGGUGGGGAUUUUAAUGCAAGGCUAGGCCACUCAGACGAACAGUUAAUCAAGGAAAGUGGAAUGGGUCCCCUAAAUGCUAAUGAUGAAUAUUGGCCCCUAUUCAGGCGUCACUCACUUGACCCAGUCACCAAUUUUGCUGGUACAUGUCUUUUUUAAUGGCACUUAGAUUAAACCUUGUUAUUUUAAACGGCCUCUCCUCGGGGACUGCCCUGGCAAAUUUACUUACUGGUCAGGCCUAAGGCAUUCUGUUAUUGACUACAUCCUUGUCUCCCAAGAACUUUUCGAUGAAUAUAUUGAAUUUACUGUAGAUAUAAGAACCGAAAGUGACCAUUUACCCCUAAAUCUUAAAAGGACUGAAUUUUGGGAACCCUCUAGAUGUGGGCUUGCCCCGCAGACUCCUGAUCCUAGCGCUUUACAACAAAUAGGUAGAUCCAGAAUUAAAUGGUCCCCUUAUGUUAAUAACCAUUUUGGUAUUUGGACACAAUCAAUGGAAGGUCAACUCCUCUGGGCUGAUCUGACUUCCAACGACACUGAAGAGACCUCCCCAAUUGACCAUUAUAACACAUUAAUCCGAAAACUCCAACCGUUAUUGUCAAGACCCAGAAGAUCUAACCAAAAUGACUCCCCUACCAACAAAAAAUGGUUUGACCACGAAUGCACUCAGGCAAAACUUAUACUCAGGGAAUGCUUUAAGGUCUUCCAGCAAAAUCCUAACCCUAUCACUAAAUUGGAGUUACAACUUAAAAAAAGAACUACAAAGAGUUAUUAAAAACCAAAAAAGAACCGCAGACUCUCUCAUCUGGCAGGCCCUCAUAAAAGCGUCAAUAGAAAAAGACAAUUCUAAUUUCUGGAAAAUUAUCUCCAGUCAAACCAAAGCUCCUAAUGAGGGCACAAUAAUCCCUGCAAAUUCAUGGGAAGAGCACUAUAAAGUGAUGUUUAGGGAACAUCGUCCUUCUGCGCCGCUUAACAUCCCCUUAGAUAAUGAUACACCAUGGCCCCCAACAUCUGAAACUGAAAUCGCUUCGCUAAUUCUACAAAUGAAAUCUGGCAAAGCCCCAGGAAGUGAUUUCAUUGUCGCUGAACUUUUGAAAGCGCAAAUAAACUGGUGGGCCCCGGUCCUUGCAAAUCUAUUUUCAUAUAUAGACAAGACAACUGAAAUCCCUAAAGAUUGGGGACUAGCUAUAAUUGUUCCCAUAUUUAAAAAGGGCAACCCCUCUGAUCCAUCUAAUUAUAGACCAAUUAGUCUCCUGAAUGUGAUCUGUAAACUUUAUACAAAACAUCUAUGCCUAAAAUUAUGGGAAUGGUUAGAUCAUAACAACUUGCUAGAAAUUGAACAAGCAGGGUUUACAUCCGGACGUUCCACCAUUGAUCACUGCUUAGUGUUAGAUUACUUUGUCUAUAAGUAUGCGAAAUAUUGGAAAAAGUCAUUAUAUGCGGCCUUUGUGGACCUAAAGGCAGCAUUUGAUUCUGUAUCUAGGAGCAGGCUCUGGGCCAAAUUGGCCAAUAUGGGUAUUAACAGAAGGUUAUUACUUCUGAUGAUUAAGCUUCAUGAGAACAAUACCCUCCAGAUAAGAUUUGCACAGGACGGCAGACUCUCUAGAGAAAUCCCAGUCCAAAGAGGAGUUAGACAAGGAUGCCUAUUAGCCCCAUUCCUAUUUAACAUCUAUGUUAACUCCCUGGUCACAUGCUGCCGUGAAAUUGAAACCCACCCCCCUGUGUUCUCUAAUGGCAGAAAAGUACCAAUUUUAAUGUAUGCGGAUGACGCUGUUCUUCUCUCUCAAACCAAAGUGGGUCUGAAACGUGCCUUAGGAAAGUUUAGUGACCAAUGUAACACUGAACUGCUAACAAUUAACUUUGCCAAAACCAAAAUUGUACAUUUUAACCGCUCCUUCAGGAAGGAUAAUUGGAGCGUAAAGGAAACGCCAUUGAACAGACUAAGACCUUCCAAUAUUUAGGCAUUACUUUCUCUUAUAAUGCCAAAUUCUCAGCACACUUGACCACAUCAGCUAUAUCAGCAGAAAGAAGUGCAAAUGCUAUCCUUAGAUUAUUCAGAAGGAAAGGAGCUGGCUUCCUCCCGAUGGCCCUAACAGUCUUUCAGGCAAAAUCUUUAGCCCAACUUCUAUAUGGCUCUCAAAUUAGCCCCUCUGCCAACCUUAAGACCCUUGAAACAGUACAAUCUAAAUUCUUAAGAUCAUUAUUUGCUACCCCUAAGUGUACACCUAAUGCAGUCUUAAGGCAAGAGGCAGGAUUGCCCAGAGUGGAAUUAAAAGUCUGGGAACAAGCAAUAUCCCUCUGGCUGAAAAUCCAUUACAAUCCUAAGGGUCUAUUACCUUGCUUCCUGGCCGCAGUUCCCUAUCCUCCUUGGCUUAUGCAAAUAACUAACAAGAUCAAACAAAUUGGCCUAAACCCUGAAAAUAUUUUUAUUGGAACUCUGAACAAGGCAAAAGCUACUAUUACUCGGAGACUUUAUGAUAUCGAAUUACAACAAGAAGGCGCCCUACUCCCAGAGACGUAUAGAUGUUUAAAAGCUUGGCCUAAUUUUACAGCUGCCCCUUACUUAACCAACAUCACUAGCGAAGCCUAUAGAUGGGCUUUCUCUAGAGCCCGCUUUGAGACAAUGCCCUCAGCAGUGCUGUACGGCAAAUUCACGCGGGUUCCAAUGCAUGCGCGUCUCUGCCCUUGUAUGUCUAAUAAGGUAGAAUCUGUCACACACAUUCUUCUAUCUUGCGAAUUCUAUAGUGAAGAACGAGCUCAACUUAUUUUACCGCUUCUAUCAAAAUUUAUACCCCUUCAAUAUUAUUUGGAAUCCUCCCCUGAAAUUCUUCGAAAAUACCUCCUGGAAGAUUCCUCAAGCUCAGUAUCAUAUGAGGUGGCUAAAUUUUGCACUUUAGUAAUUAAGAAACGUAAAUCUCUUCUGUUGAAUGGCACACUGCGAAGUUCCCUUGUGUAACCUUUUUUCUUUUCUGAAGUUGUUGCUGAUUUCUUGUUGUCUGAUCUUGGGAUGUUUAGUGUCACUGGCUUUGGCCGCAAUAAACUUGAACUUGAACUUGAACUUGAACUGUGUGGGAGCGGGAACUACUGGCCAUCAAGGUAGCCUUCGAGGUCUGGCGCCACCAUCUUGAGGGGGCACGACAUCCGGUGGAGGUAAGAACCGACCACCGGAACCUGGAGUACCUCCAGACCACCCGCAAGCUGAACCAAAGACAGAUCCGGUGGGCGUUGUUCUUUUCCCGGUUCCAGUUUCGGAUCCGCUACAUCCCUAGCUCUCAGAAUCUGAAGGCGGAUGCCCUGUCCCGGAAACCUGAAGACAACGCAGACACGGUACAGCAAGUAGAACCCGCCACGAUCCUACCUCCGGCCGCAUUCCUGGCCACCCAGGAGGCGCAGCCACUGCAGGUUCGGGUGCGGGAACAGCAGCGGGUCGACGCUUGGGCCCAGGAACGACUCCGGGAGCUGGCUGAAGGGUCCAGCCCACAGUAUCCGGGGCUGGUCCUGCAUCAGGGCCUCCUGCUGCACCACGGUCGUCUGCUACAUCCCGCCAGGGCCACUGCGGCUGGAGGUUCUCCGGAUGGCCCAUGAUGCCCCGGCAGCGGGGCACUUUGGACGGUAUCGGACCACCCAUCUGGUCAGUCGUGAGUUUUGGUGGCCCCGCCUGAAGGCUGACGUGGCUCGCUACGUUGCUGGUUGUGAUGUCUGCCGACGCGCCAAGGGGCCUACCGGGCGACCCCCGCCCUACUUCAGCCAUUGCCAGUUCCACCGCGCCCUUGGCACACAGUUUCGUUGGACUUUGUAGUGGACUUACCCUCGUCUCGUGGCUGUACCUGCCUUCUGGUUUUCUCCGACCAUUUCACCAAGAUGGUGCACUGCGCUCCCUGUCCAUCUGUACCCACAGCCAAGGAAACUGCUCAGCUGUACCUUCAGCAUGUCUUCCGCCUGCAUGGACUACCUGAGCGCGUGGUGUCCGACCGGGGCGUUCAGUUCACAUCCCGGUUCUGGCGAGCAUUACACCAGACCCUCGGGACGGAGGUCUGCCUCUCGUCAGCCUACCACCCACAGACCGAUGGCCAGACGGAACGGGCGAACGCGGUGCUGGAGCAGUACCUCCGGUGUUACUGCAGCUACCAGCAGGAUGACUGGGUCGACCACCUGGCAUUGGCGGAGUUCGCCUAUAACAACGCGGUGAAUGCGUCCACCCAGCAGACCCCGUUCCAGGCCAGUUAUGGUUAUCAUCCACGGCUGUUUCCAGAGGUGCUGCCGGCAUCCGCGGUCCCGGCGGUGACGGAGUGGCUUCAAGAGCUCCAGUCCCAGCAACAGCUUUUGGUGGAGCAACUGCACCAGGCCAAGGAAGCGUACAAAGCCCAGGCCGACCGCCACCGCCAGGUGGGGCCGGAACUCGCGUCGGUGACCUGGUUUGGCUCUCCACUCGCCACCUCCACCCCUCUCGACCUUCGCGGAAGUUGGACGCCCGCUUCACCGGCCCGUUCCCUAUCGUAGACCAAAUCUCUCCUGUGGCAUUCCGUCUCCGGUUACCCGCAACCCUGAAGGUUCACCCGGUCUUCCACAGGUCCCUUUUGAGUCCGGUGGCCCCACCCGGCCAGUACCCACAGAACCGUCCCCCACCGCAGCCAGUGUUGGUUCGGGGAGAGCCUGAGUACGAGGUGGAACGCAUCCUGGACUCCCGAUACCGCAGGGAAAGCUGCAGUAUCUCAUUGACUGGAAGGAGUACGGACCGGAGGACCGUUCCUGGGAACCAGCGGCCAAUGUCCAUGCACCUGCCUGCCUCCGAGAGUUCCAUGCGACGUAUCCCGGCAAGCCGGGUCCGGACCCUCGGUUGAGGGGGCCUGGGAGGGGGAUGGUGUGAUGGCCUGGGAUUCCGAUUCGGAGGAUGAAACAGAGGAAUCCCGGCCUGCACAGGAGUCCCCGCCUCCAGGGCCGGCUGAACUGGGGCAAGGCCUUGAUGCUGAAGAGCCUGCACCUGUGGCAGUGCAUCAGGAGCUGGCCCCAGGUGAAGCCCUUCGGGCCCCAGAGGGGCUUGAUGACUCAGUGGCCACAGGUGAGCCUCCUCCAGGGCCCAGUAACCCUUCGGCCUCUCCUGAUCUGCAGAGGCUUAGGGCAGAGAGGCGAAGGGAACUGGUUGCCCCCAGGAGGAGUGCUCGCCUUAAGGCCAGAGGAGGCGGGGCUCCUGGGGACCGGGACCGCCCCUGGCCUUAGAAGAGGAUAAAAGCCCAGUCAGCCCGGCCCCAGGUUGCGGGAGCAACGUCGUUGUUGGCUUCGGACCUUCCUGUGUUCCUGAUCCCUGCUCGGCUUCCUGUUCCUGACUAUCCGGUACUCCUGUUCCCUGCUCGGCCUCCUGUUCCCGACCAUCCGGUGUUCCUGUUCCCUGCACAGCCUCCUGUUCCAGCAUUCCUGUUCCCCGCCCGGCUCUCUGCCUCGGACCUUGCCCCUCUUCGUGUGGACUCUGCUACACCCAAGGUACCUUACCCCCGGGACCAGCACACUAUGAAAUCCUCUUUCUGAGACAUUUGCUUUGCAUAGAUUGCUAGACGCUGUCUACACCUCUCCAUACAUUUUAAUUGGUGUUUGAAUAUAGAGUGUAUUUUAAACGUAUUCUUGAAUUGAGUGCUAUCUCCUGAUUUAAUUAUGUGAUGGCAGCUAGAUCUAACAAUAAAAAGUGGCUCAAAAAGAAAUCUGGAUAUCAGCACUGUCACCCUAAGACAAGUUUCCAUCAAUAUGAAAAACAUCAUAUCCCUGCCUUCCCUUUUUCAAUUCUAUUCUGUCAUCUGCAUUUUCAGAUGUAGACCUCUGAGAGGGUGAAACCCAGCCUCUCUUGCCCAUGUACCUCAGAAUUACGGAAACGGAAGUCUCUUUGCAAAAAGUAGGACAUCCCUGUUUCUUGUAUCACUUGAUAGGCAUGGUAUGACCCUGAUCAAGAACUUUAAAUCUCAUUCAAGAAUUCACUGGAUCCCAGAGGACCCAGAUUAUUCAAGGCAUUGAUUUUGAAGUACUUUCUACUGCAGAGUAAAGCCAACUCAGAUUCGGACUGUAUUUGUUUAUAUUAAAAUUAAUGAUUGGCAAUUCCAUUAAAUUAUAACAAACCUAAUGAAUGUAAUUAGCCAUCUGAGCAGCAAUGAUACCAACCAAAAAUACAAUAAACCACAGAGCCAAACAAAAACCUGCUGACCAGAGGGAGCAGAUUAGCCGACAUUAAAGCCUCAAUGACACAAAAUGGUCUUCACCAUUCUCCGAAAAGUUCAGAAGGAUUGGUGGUAGAUGGGCCUCUCAAGUGGGAAUGGGUACUUCUAGAAUCUGGGAGCCACAAAUGAAAAGGCCCUGAUCAGCAGACUCACCAGCCACAAUUCAAUAGGGCCUGGAGAAGACCCUCUCUGAAGAUCUCAAUGGGCAACCAGGAUUGGGAAGGGCCUUAGCUCAGUGGUAGAGUAUCUGCUUUGUAUUCAGAAGGUCCCAGGUUCAUUAGCAUUUUAAGGUAGAGUUGGGAAUGUUCUCCUGUCUGAAACCCUGGAGAUCCAUUGUGAAAUAGGGUAGACAACUGAGUUUGAUGGACCAAUGUUCUAGCUUGGUUAAGACAGCUUCCUAUGUUCCACGAGCAUCAUGUGAAAGCAGGCGGUUUUUCUGAAAACCUUAAAGGGCAAGGAGAAGAAUAGUCCCUCAGUAACAUCAUCAGGAACCUGCCCUUCAAAUAGGACCCAUCACAAAAUAGUUCCUCUCAACUCAACUAGCCAGUUCAUAAGCGUAUUUUUGUUGGAUAAUAUCAAAGCAUCUGAGUCAUCUCACAGAAUUGACAGAGGCUCUGUACACACUUCAGCUUUUGAAGUGCUGUGGUUUUGGGUUUCAUAAAAGUGCUUUUGUAAACAUUGCUUUGUAAGUGUCUGUACCUGCAUGAAUAGUUGUUAAAUCAUUGCCAUCAGUACAUGCAGAGGGCUUGUCCUCUGUGGAUAGGGCACAUUAAUUUAUUUAUUUGCUCCCCACUCUUAAUGCCCACCACACUCCCUUUAAAGAUAAAACCCUGUGAGUUUAUUGAGAUACCAGAAGCCUGGCAGCAGAGGCUACACAGACACAGUUAGUUAUAUUUAAUUCAGUGUAGGCCCUGAGGCUGCCUUCCCUUGUACCAUGCAGGCAAUUUCAUUUUUACUAAUUUCUUUUUACAGGGAUGGGAGUAGGGUGGGAGUCAAGACACUCUGGGUUGUCCUCAGUUAACAUCUGCCCACAAGAUACUCACUGAAAUUAAUACUCAAGUUAGUCAUAUCUAUUUCUUUCAAUUGCUUUAGCCUGAGUAUAACUAACACUGAAUAAACCUCUUUGUAAAUGCAUAGGCUUCCUUCCCUUCUACCAUGCGGGCAACUUCAUGGCUAUGUAUCUUUUUCUUUGGGCAGGGCACUCCGAGUAUGCUCAGAGGCUCCCUGUUCUGGUGCUGUGCAUGACUAAUGGCUGUAGUGCCUGUUUUAUUGCAAGGCAUUCAUGGUGUGUUAUGCUUAAGAGUUUCCCUGCCCUGACACCAGGCAGGUGGGGAAUAUCACAAAGUUUGGUUUAUUGAAUGAAGAAAGGGGGGCACUUUAGGCUUCUGAUCUAUCUGCUCCCUGUUAUACCAAUUAAUUCUACUGGGGUCAUUGUAAUUUCUUAAAGGACAACAUCAACUAUGUUGUGUUAAGGGCAAAGGAGAUGGUGGGGGCAGCUCAAAUCAGUCAAACUGCCACCAUAAGCAGUCAGAUAAUAUGGUUCUUGGUGGAAAAGGUUUGUAGUGAUUACAGCAGUAAGUUGAUCCAAGCUUCUGGAUUUUGAUAAACUGGAAGUAUUACUUAAAUAGUAGUAAUAAUAAAUGCUAUGGUGGAAACUGGCCUCAUUCCAACUGUGUUCAUGUACAGAGGAGAAAGAGAUUCUACCUGCCCUUUUAAAGAGCUGUUUUUGCCCAUCCUUUUAGAGAGCAAAACAUUAGUGAAACCUAUGUGACUCUCCAAAGACUGAAGACUUCUUUGGCGAUCACUCAUAGCCGAGUAAGAUUGUCUUCCAUGAACACAGUUUUAACAGUGAGUCCGUAAGUGACUGUGGAGGCCAAUUCUGGAUCCACACGUCCUUCCACGGUGGGGACAUUGGUUUCCGAGUGGGAGUUGACCACAGUGUGGAUUUGCCAAGUGUGCCUUCCUCUUAGCAUGUUCCUCCACUGCACCCUACGUUUGAGCAUCUUCAAAGCCCAUGACACCUUUGAUAAAGGCUGUUCUCCAAUUGGAGCACUCGCAGGCCAGUGUUUCCCAGUUGUUGGUGUUUAUACUACAUUUUUUAGUUUUGCCUUGAGAGAGUCUUUAAACCUCUUUCGUUGACCACCAGAAUUACACUUUCCAUUUUUAAGUUCAGAAUAGAGUAGUUGCUUUGGAAAAGAAUAAUCAGGCAUCCGAACAACAGGACCAGUCCAAUGAAGUUGAUGUUGAAGAAUCAUUGCUUCGACACUAGUGACCUUUGCUUCUUCCAGCACACUGGCAUUAGUUCACCUGUCUUCCCAAGUCAUGUGUAAAUUUUUUCAAAGACACCGUUGAUGGAAUCUUUCAAGGAGUUGGAGAUGGUGUUUAUAAGUGGUCCAUGUUUCACAAGCCUACAGUAAGGUCGGUAGUACAAUAGCUUUGUAAACAAGCAUUUUGGUUUCCCUGUGAAUGUCCUGGUCUUCAAACACUCUGCACUUCAAUUGGGAGAAAGCUGCACUCACAGAGCUCAGGCGAUGCUUGGAGUAGUCUGGAACACCAAAUAGCUCCAGCGUCUGUCAAGUGAAUCUCCAAGGGGGUGGGCAGUGGCUAUACAUGUACAGCCCAACAACAUCACAAGACCCUUCCCAAGGAGGGGUUCCCCAGAGAAGGCACUUUCAGUUUCUACACAAGGCCAAGGGGUGCUUCAACAUGCAUGGUAAAAUAUAGGAUGACUUAUAACUGUUCUACUGAAAGGCACUUUCAAGACACACAAAGAAUGCUAAACUAACAAUAUGGAGACAACAUAUUCCGUGUGUACACCGGGGGUGUGGGGGUGUGCAUCUGAGAAAGGCAGUGAAUGCAUUUUACGGCUGUAUGUGUACAUACUCGGGGAUUCACCUCCCCUGUCUCACAAGAAGCCACUUGGAGAUUCAGCUUCUCCCAUCGUGAUUUGUCUCUCUAUACUCGAUAUUUUUGUAAGUGUCACACUGUUGUUACCGCCAAAAGCAGUGUGGCGACAGAACAGCAGACAGGUGAGCAAGGAAGCAUCGCAGGUGAACUGCUGAGGAAGGAGUGCCAUUUAAAGGAAGAUGAAAAGUGCUUUGGAGAUCAGUUGGGCAAACUGCUCUCUGACAUGCCCUCCUCUGUUAAACAUCACUGGAGCAGCAUCAAAAGGAGGAUGGGAAGUGUAUCAUAGGCAAACUGCUCUCUCAUGCACCCGCUCCUGAAGGAAGAGGUGUUUGGGUGAGCUGUGAGGGAAGAGGGUGGGGGUUUAGGGAGAGAUGUGGAGAAGGAGGGGGAUGGCAAAGGUGUGGGGUGGAGCUCGUGGGUUGGUGAGAAGAGCAAGCAGGGGUGGCAGCUCCUAGUUCUUUACUAUAUAUAUGGAAAAGCAAUAGUAUAUUUUAUGAAGUUGAUUUGCAUUCGCUUUACUAAAAUAUGCCUUGUUUCUUGGGGCUUUUCUUCUUUUUAUUUUGCACCUCCUUUUUGAGUUGCAUGAAAAGAGCUUGUAAAAAUGUGGAUAACUGGGAAAUACUGAUGAUGAGUCUAUUCAGCCACCACAUGAAACAAGAAUUGUCAGGACGUCUGGCUGGCAUUCAGGUGCCAACUCUGAGUCUUAGCACUAGGAAAAACUGGACUGGAUUGUAUCAAUAUAGGGUUUUGCUUUGCCUGGAAGAGCCCAGCUGCAAACAUGACUCCACCUUGUUCCUGCUAGACUCGCCUUGGGUGUCGUUUGACUGGCUACUCUGGAUCAAAGAAAAACAUACUAAGAGAAAGAAGCCUUGUGCACACACCCAAAUCAGUCUGUGGAAUUGCUGUCUUUUUCUCAGUUCUCCCUUGCCCUUCUUGGAUCGUCUUCUUUACAGUCUGCUAGGGUGUGUUGUUGUUGUUGUUGUUGUUGUUGUUGUUGUUGUUGUUGUUUUGAACCCUCCUUUUGGGAGUAUUUUUUAUGUCUAGCCCUGUAACGUUUGUAGGAUCAAAUUUUGAAGAGUCCUUGCUGACUAAGCACUGGGAUCUCUUUGAGCCAAACCAACAUGUUAUGCUAAGCACAUAAUUAGCAAUUGUGUACUUUUUUUCCUUCUUUGCUAAAUAGCAGCCAAGGGAUCAGGACUGUGGCAUUUGGGGGGAGGGGCACCAAUGGCAGCUUUCAAGAGGGAAUAGCAGCUUUGGGUAGUAAUUUUUAUCAGGACUGUGGGGUGAGUGUUCCAUCAUCACAUGCUCUCUAGCAUAGCCCAGGGUGCUUUUCCUCCCCUAAAUUAGGGAAGACUAUAUACUGGCUUAACAGCCCUCAUUUACCCAACAUGCUGUAAUAGCGUAACCCAGAAAGAAGACAUUGGUACAGCAGUAGCUGACAUAGUGAAACCAUAAAACUUGUCUGUUGUGUUUGUCUCCUACCAGCUGAACCACUGCUGCAGCCUCUCUAUUUCAUGGUGCAGUAAAUGCAAGGUGUGGCUUCUGCAAACUGAGACAGAUCGCACCAUACAUGACUGCCCCCCCCCGCCAAAAAUGCUGAGAACUGUAAUUUACCUCUCACAUAGCUAAACUUCCCAGCAUCCUUAACAAACUACGGUUCCCAGGAUUUGGCAGUGUGUAUGUGGAAUCAUGUCCUUAAAACGUGCGGAGUGUAUGGCCAGAACGAAAUUGAAUUGAGUGAGCUGUAGCCUCAAGAAUUUACCUAGAAAACAAGAAGAGCCAGUGGCGGAGGAAGGGGGUGCAGAAGGUACGGGCUGACCCGGGUGUCAUCACUGAGGGGGGUGACAAAAUGACAAAAAUAGGAGGUUGUUUGUUUUUUAAAAAGGGAUCACGAAAUGUUUUAGUUCAGUCAACAGACAUAAUGAAACGUGGCUGGUGCUGGGCUGGCGCUGGGCUGGCACUGGUUGCCACGCUUGCAUGCAUCCUGCAGCGUGCCCAAGUCAUGCGUCUCUCCUGGGAGUGACGUGGUGGCUUGGGCGCCUGCAGGCUCCACGCUGCCUGAAAUGGUAGCGUGGGACUUGCACCUGCCCGCUGCCUCUCCCUCAGCCACCCUACAGCUGUGGGGGGGAUGUGUGCGGCAGAGAGGCUCCAUGCAGCGCGCCCCUAACCCCAUGGGCGGCUCACUCUGCUCCCGACUGAAGGACAUGUGCGCUGCACCAUGCACCCCGAGCAGCUAGCUACGCCAUUGAGAAGAGCCCUGCUGAAUCCCAUCUAGAACAGAAUCCUGUUCUUACAGUGGCCAGCUAGAUGCCUAUAGGAAACUCUCAAGCAUAUACCUUCCAAUACAUAUUUACCCACCAGCAGGAUCUUGCACCUUUGCUAGUGCUAUGUACAAACAUUUGAAAUGCACAAUAUUAUUGCAUCCUGCCCUAUCCCCACCCCAGUUGUGUGGCAACUGAAAUCUCUGUGGGUGCUUCCAGCUGGGGGCUUAAUAUUGCAAACUGGCCAUUCAGAAAUUGCAAAUGGGGCAUUGGCAGUAGGUUUUUUCUUUAACUUACCUGAUUUUUUGUGAAAACUGUGACUCUGAAUAUAAAAGGAAUGAAAUACAGCCUAGCAUUUUGAUGCUGUCAUGGGGGUGUAUGCGAGAGCAGUGCCAAUAAACACCUAUAUGGAAGCAACCUAUAAUAUACCAGGAUGAGGCAAAAUAAGGAAACGUACAUUUCGUGGGAUAUAAAACUGCAGUCAAAUACAGCAUUUCUACAAUAGACAUGUCAGGGGAUGUUUUGUUCCACUCAGAAGACUUCCUGUUUCCUCCUGAGUUGGGACAGACUUCCACUGCAUGUGACUUGAAGAGGGUGUGGUCUGUUGUACUAACAUGGAAGAGCACAUGGCCUCCAUGUUCUGAUCAGUGUGUGUUCUCCAUUUUGUAUGUUGCUGUGUGUUUGGAGAAGUGACUGCUUAGUCGCAGUCACUUGGAACUAACUUCUUUAUGGAAUAGUUCUAGUUGUUAUGUAACCUAAACCUGCCUUCAGGGAUAUGUCAGUGAACCUGAAUGAAUGUGAGUAAACUACUUUUAUAUUAACGUUAAUCAGAUUCUUGUGUUUUGUGGACCUCAGUGGGUGGGGGUGGAGCUGAACGAUGGGGGUAGAGAUGCUCCUUCAGGUAUACUGGGCUGUUCAUGGGGUAGUGCUGGAUUAAACCCUGCAGAGGCCCCUUGGCAGUCAAAAUCUGGGUGGGGGGCAGGCCUCGUGAGCACACUGGAAUAACAUUGAACCAAGAAAGCUUGAUUGUUGUUUUCUUUCAAAAUCAAAUCAAUAUUAUUUUGAUCCAUUGUCAUGGGACCCCUAAAAAAUGUGGGGCCCAUAGGCCAGUGCCUAUGCUGCCUAUUUGGUAAUCCAGCCCGGCCGCUUUGGUUGAAGGAGAGAGAAGAAACAGAAGAUUAGGGGCGCUUCCUGAUGCACUGCAGCUGUUCCCCACAAUGAAAUGGAAGGCCCAACAUUUGCCAGGCACUUUGGGAUGCUCAGCAACCCUGUGUGGUUACAGCAACCCUGUAAAGUAGGCCCUAUGCGCUCCCCAAAUUGCAGCUGAAUCCCUCGCAGAUUGGCAUCCAACCUCUGCUUAAAAGCCUCCAAGGAAGGAGAGUCCACCACUGUCCCAGAGAGUCUUACCAUCAGAAAGUUCUUCCUAAUGUUUAGUCUAAAUCUCCUCUCCUGCUCUCCCCUCUGGAGCAGCAGAAAACAAGCUUUCUCCCUCUUGCAGCCCUCAGAAGAUGGCUCUCCUCCAUAGCUGUCAAUGAUUCACUUUUUAAAGGGAAAUUGCCUUAUUCUGAAUAGGAUUCCUCGCAAGAAAAGGGAAAAGUUGACAGCUAUGCUCUCCUCUCUCUUCUUAGUCUCCUCUCCUCCAGGCUAAACAUACCCAGGUGCCUCAACCAUUCCUCAUCAGGCUUGAUUUCCAACUGCCUCAACCAUUCCUCAUCAGGCUUGGUUUCCAGACCCUUCAUCAUCCUGGUCACCCUCCUCUGCUCACCUUCCUGCUGCUCAAUAUCCUUCUUCAACUAGCCUGCACUGACUGGCAGCAGCUCUCCAGGGUCCCAGCCCCCCUACCUGGAGAUGCCUCCCAGGACAAAAGACCUGCAUGCAAAGCAGAUGGUCCAAUCCAGACCCCUAGCCUGCCUUGAAGGAUGUGGGAAUGGUCUCCCUUUGGAAAUGGGGCAGCAGGAAGAAGGAUGUGAAAUGCCGGCGUGAAUCUGCCGAGAGAAAAUACAGCUCAGCUGCAGGCGGAACAGCAGAUGCCUCCAAGUUCUGACAGUGGAGCAUCACCUCUCAGGAGGGGCCAGGUCCAGGUGGGGGGUUGCCACGGUGACAAGGACCUGCCCUCCUUUGUGACAUGUCUUGCUUCUCCCUUAAAAGCCACCAACUUGCAGGUGGCCAUUGUGGGUUAGUAGUGAGGCGAAUUGAGUAGUAGAGAGAGGAAUUGGUGGUGGUUGGAGAUGAUAAGGAGAGGUGUUCAUUUGAUAGUUAUUGUUAUUGUUAUUUGAUUUAUUACUUUUAUUUGAUUCAUUUGAUUUUAUUUGUUUUUAUUUUAUUUAUAAUUUCACUUUUUAUUUUAACACUUUUAUUUUACUUUUUAUUUUAUUUUUUGUUGUUUAUUUUCACGUUUUUUAUUUUGUGCACAUUUGUGCUCAUUUUGUAUAUAUUUUAUAUAUAUUUAUUUUGUGCAUAGAGGAGUAGUUAGGGGUAAGUGUAGGGUCAGAGUUAGGCUUGGGUAGGCAUUUUAGAUAGUUAGCUAGUUUAGAGAGGAGGGUGGGAAUUUUUCACGAACAAAAUGUGCAGACUGUAAGUAGCAUUCCUUUGCUUUCUUCUGACCUCCUGGGGGCGGGAUGUGAGUCCUGGGGUCCCCUGCACAGCCUUGGCUCUCUGGAAAUCGACCUGGCCAGUCUUCUCCAGAGAGCUCAGUUCCUCCCUACUUUUUCCCCGCCUUCCCCUUUUCUCUCCCCUCUCAUCAUUUACAUUUACUAGGACAUUCCUAGCCCACACAUCCCAGGAGCUCAAGGUGGCCUUCAUGGUUCUCCCUAUCACCAAUUGUUAUCUUCACAGCAGCCCUGCAAAGUAAGCUAGGCUGACCCAUUGUCCACCAGGGAGCUUCAUGGCUGAGUGGGGAUUCGAACCCUGCUCUCCCAGGUCCUCCUAGUCCAGCCCUCCAACUACUACACCUCUGCCUGGCUCCAUUUUGCAUCUCUCCAGCUGCCCUAUGACAUCGGCCUUCUCCCCCUUCCUGGAGGUCUUUCUGGCUCCAAGGAAGACUCCACCACCUUCCUCAUGUUCUGCUCCUCUUCUGGGACACCUUGAUGCUUGGAGGGCCCUCCUGGGGUCUCCUCCCUAUCCAGGAAGGGCAGGGCUGUCCUAAGAAGACAAGCCUGGUGUUUAGGGUUGGAGCCGUCCUCCAGAGACCCCCAGAAGGAGCUGACUUUCCUCCUCUGCUCUCUUCCAACACAUCUUUGCCCACUUGGAGUGCUUCAGGGAUCACCCCCUGAGCCUGGCCCUGGCCUUGGAGGCCCUCCUCCAGCUGAGGUGAGUGGGGUCUUUGGGGUGGAUGGGGGGCAGAACUCCAGGGGGAGCUUUGGGUGGGCAAGAGCAGGCAGGAGGGAGAAGGGGGCAAGGGAGGAGGCAGCAUCUAACCCCUUCGCUUUAUCUCUCUAGCUUCAUGAGACCCCAUUUCAGCUAUGAUAUGGUCGGUGCUAUCCUGCGUAGGACAAUGGAGGCUGUUCUUGGGGGUGCAGAAAAGGAGGAGGACAAAGAGGCAUGUCCUGUGCUUUAACUUCCCUUUGCACAGCUCUUUCUUCUUCUCACACCCUUGCAAGAUUUAACCCAGCACUCAACCUCUCUUCUCUCUUUUCCUGCGGGAAAUGAAGAGGCACUUCCAGAGCCUGCUGGGGGGUCUUCUUCUGGAAGCCCCCAAUGCUGGCACCCUCCUCCAGCUGCUCACUGUAAGUAUCCAGAUGGCAUCAGGAGUGGUUUUAGGGUUGCCCCCUCACUGUCCUUUACCCAACAGACUGUCCCAUUUCUGGGGCAUGGAGUUCCCUGUCCCAUUUGGCCCAAGACCAAAACUGGCAACCCUCAUGGUUCAGGAGUGCCAGGGACUCUGUGACGGGGGCAGCAGAGGGCCGCUUUGGCCCAGACUGGCUCCUGACGCUGAGACGCUCUCCUCCCGUAGGACCUCCGAUAUUACGCCCUUUGGGGAAGUGAGGUGGAAAGGAAACUAGUGGCCAGCAGCAUUUCUCUGCUGCAGGCUGUUUCACGAAGAUUCCCCCACCUCAGAGUAAGUACCUUGCCUUCUUGUAUUAAUUUCUUUGGUUGCUUCCAUCCUCCCAAGAGCACACACCCCCAGCGACUUUUAAUGCAGAAUAUGUGGUGUGUGUCCCUGGGUGCCAGGAUGAGGCCAGAGGCUUUUUUUUGCCCCCUUUCCUGGUGCUGCCCUUCCACCUCUGCCCAGAAGGCUGCAGGGCCCAGGGAGGUCCUCUGGGGCAAGGGAUUGGGCCCAAGCCAUAGGGAGACCCAUCCUUCCUGGCGUGGGACUGCUUCUGUGCUCUCUUGCCCCCAUCCAGGGUGGGGUUUGUAGUGUCAUCUCACCCAGAUUUUUCUUUCCUCUGCAGAACACAGUAAUUCGGCUGGAGCUGGCCUGCUUCCAGCAAAAUCUGAAAGAAGGUAAGCCCCACACCUUGGGGACAGUGAAUUCCCUUGUUCCUUGUUUGCCCAAGACACACCUCCCAGGUCUUUCUGCUGGGGGUCCUGCAGGACCUGCUCCCUGCCCGGCAGGCCUUUCCCACCUGGCCUGGGAGGGCAGCACCCAGACUGACUCCAGCUACAAAAAGCAGAGAGGACUCUCUUUUUCAUUCUCUCCUAUCCAGAUGACCUCGUCAUUGAAGAGUUAUGAUUUUCCUCCCUGAAGGAAUUGCUGGCUCUAUUUGGACGUCCCAACUGGCCAAAGACUGGCAGAAGAAGAGGCGCUGAGAAUCAGGAGGGGGACAGAUGAUUUAACCAGCCAUGAAAUAUGGAGUGAGAUUGGGCAGAACUUGAAGGAAGGAAGGAAGGAAGGAAGGAAGGAAGGAAGGAAGGAAGGAAGAAUCCAUGACAGAUGGUGAUCUAAUCUCUGCUUUAAAACCUGCAAGGAAGGAGAGUCCAUCACCUUCCAGGGGAGUCCAUUCUUCUGUUGAACAAUGUUUAGUUGGACUCUCCUUUGUUGUAUCCUGAAGCCAUUGGUUCAAGUCCUACCGUCCAGAGCAGAAGAAAGAAAGCUUGCCUCAUCUUCCAUGUGACAGCCCUUGAGUUAUUUGAAAAUGGCUCUCUCUGGUGUCACUGGAUCAAGCUGAUCAAUUUUCUUGCAUUACUUAAACUAAAUAGUUUUUAAUGGAUUUUGAAUAAACAUGCAAUAAAUUGUUACUGUUUUGAA